Botrytis deweyae is the source of this 1410-nucleotide messenger RNA. RefSeq lists its product as uncharacterized. Lineage: Eukaryota; Fungi; Ascomycota; Leotiomycetes; Helotiales; Sclerotiniaceae. Bases 1 to 1410 code for a protein of 469 amino acids. Gene Ontology annotation, molecular function: phosphatase activity. The transcript has 5 exons. Gene Ontology annotation, biological process: DNA damage response. The record is from RefSeq and is a predicted model, not a curated record. Gene Ontology annotation, cellular component: nucleus; cytoplasm.
AUGGAAUUUGAUACCAAGACUCCUCUCUAUUCUACUCAGGAUAAAACAUCUUUCGCGUAUAUUUCUGCGAGAGAUCGUUGGCCUGUUAUUCUUACUGGAGCAAUUGAUGAUGUUCACAGAGCAGUAUCCGAAUCGACGGGUAGCAAACAUGAGGAAGGAAAACGCAUAGUCGAGACUCUCGCAAAGCUAAAAUAUGAGCUUCAACACGACAGGAAAUUAACCCCUCUUCUUGAUGAUGGACAGCCGGAUAUUGAGGGCUAUAAUAAGGAAUUGGAAAAAUUGGGUUACCCAUCAUGGUUCAAUAUUCCAUGGUUAUUUGCGGAAUGUUAUCUCUACAGACGUAUAGCAACCUCUUUCUCCCUUUCUAAAGAAUGGAAAUCCCACGAUGUGUUUGCGCGCCAAAAGAUGUCGACUUUCCGUUCUUCCCGUCCUGCUGUUCUCGAGCUCGCAAGUCGCUACCACGAACUCAUAAACCAGAUAUCAAAUGACAAAACCCAAGACGAGGAGGCUGAAAUGAUACUUUUCAUGGAAAUGUGCGAGAUUUGCUUAUGGGGAAAUGCAACCGAUCUUUCGCUUCUCACAUCUCUCACCUACGAAGACAUUCAAAAAUUACAAGGAUCCGAAGCACGAAAAAAUUCAGAGAAGAAUAUCCUUAUCAAUGAUUUGGGCAAGGCGUAUGAUGUUCUUAGGACUGCCAAAAAGGAAGGAAAAAACCGUCAAGUCGAUAUUGUUCUCGAUAAUGCCGGAUUUGAACUUUAUGUCGAUUUGAUUCUUGCUGGAUUCCUUCUCAGCGCAGGUCUUGCUACAAAUAUCGUUUUGCAUUCUAAAGCCAUCCCAUGGUUCGUAUCAGAUGUUGUACCAAAGGAUUUCUCCGAUUUACUAAACGCAUUGAAUAAUGCUCAAUCUUUCUAUUCCACACCUUCCGAAGACGAGCAAAGAGAUGGAAAAACACCAGACCCACUUUCCAAAAAGGAAGAAGAGGAAUUGGAUUUCUUGUUCAAGACUUGGAGCGAAUUCCAUGCAGAAGGUCAAUUGACUUUAAGAGCUAAUAGAUUCUGGACUGAGGGAGGUAGUUAUUGGAGAUUACCAGGCACGGCACCUCGACUAUAUGAAGAUCUCAAGGAAAGUGACUUGGUUAUCUUCAAGGGAGAUUUGAAUUAUCGAAAGUUGACAGGAGAUGCUACUUGGGAUCCUACAACCCCAUUUUCAAAGGCCGUUGGACCAUUAGGUCCAGGGUCCGGUGUUAACGUAUUGGCAUUGAGGACGUGCAAGGCGGAUGUGGUGGUUGGGUUGGAACCAGGACUGGAUGAGAAGUUGAGGGCUAUGGAGGGAGGGGGUGGAGAUUCCGGACAGAGAAAAUGGGGAUGGAGUGGGAAGUGGGCGGUGGUCAGUUUUUCGGGAGGGAAAUAG